AUGGAUAUGGAGCUGAUGUGCAGGACUUUGACAUUUGCGCUUCUGAUAUGCGUCGUCAGGUGCAGAUCCUUGCUCCAAUUGCAAAAUACGGAGACGCCAACGGAUUUGGUUACUGUUUCCACGACGACCGAAGACGAUUCGGUUGUUGUUGAUGCGGUUACGGAAUUAGUGAAGCUUAAGAACUCUGAGCAAAUUGAUACUGAAGUGACGAAUCUGGAUGGAACUUCCAACAAACGUCUUCCGUUCGUUCCUAUCUUCCUGACGCCCUCGCAGAUCUUCGAACCACUCCACCAGAAGCUCUCGCUCAUCUCCGAAUACCUGACGCAUCCGAACUUGAACUUGGGUCUGCCGCGACCUUCGCGCAUUUGGGAGAAGAUCCAGACUGCAGGAAAUCACCUCUUCGGCACUGCAAACGGUGGCGGCCUCUUCGGAUUAGGUCAAAUCGGUGGUCAAGACUACCCGAUUCCUUACCGCCUUCUGGAUAGGAAACCGAAAGAACUGCUCCAAUUACCGUUGAUGAGGAGCGAGGCGAUUUCGUUGCCCUUCGGAGAAUUACCCAAGUUCCCGUUGAUGCUCUCCGAGGAAGAGGUCAGACAGUUCCUGCGUAACAUCACGCAGCUUAUCCUGAGGAAUUGAUUCGGGAAUACAACAA
Messenger RNA from Nicrophorus vespilloides, 652 nucleotides. RefSeq lists its product as uncharacterized. NCBI's taxonomy places the organism in Eukaryota, Metazoa, Arthropoda, Insecta, Coleoptera, Silphidae. The record is from RefSeq and is a predicted model, not a curated record. Bases 1 to 636 code for a protein of 211 amino acids. The transcript is spliced from 3 exons.